Molecule: messenger RNA, 1854 nt
Organism: Trichogramma pretiosum
Lineage: Eukaryota; Metazoa; Arthropoda; Insecta; Hymenoptera; Trichogrammatidae
Product: gastrula zinc finger protein XlCGF57.1-like
Exons: 3
Coding region: 16-1782 (588 amino acids)
Source: RefSeq, a predicted model, not a curated record
CCAUAUUAAUUCAGAAUGAUAAAACUUGUGUCGGAGAGAACAAUCAACAAAAUGGAAUUCAACGGUACCAUCGAUUACGCUGCCAAAGUAAAGGAAGAGCCCGAGGAUAUGUCGCUUCACGAGGAUGAUGAUUAUCGAAUAGAUGACGAUACUUUUGAUACCAAAAGUUUUCAAGACGAAUCAACUCGUAUGUUUAAAAGAAGCCAAGAAACUCACGAAACUCAAUCGAACCACGAGAUUGAGAUUGAGAUCGAAUGCGUAGAUGUAAAACCGAUCGUAAAUUCAUCAGUACCUAAACGGUUAGAUAAUUGGACGAAAAAUCACUUGCUGCAUAUUCAAGAAGGCAGUGAUUUUGAAGCUAAAGCUAAGAUAAAAAUAGAACCCGAAGAUGCUGUGAAAGAAGAAUUUUCAUAUGAUGAUAUUGAUAAAGAUAUAAGUAAUGAUUGCGAAAUUAACGAACAAAAUAUAAAAAUUGAUCCUCAAGAAUCAGCAAAAAUAAGUGAAAAGUAUACAGAGUGCGACAAGUGUUUGAAGAAAUUUCCCAACAAAAGAAGUCUUAAAAUUCACAUGAAUUCAGUGCACAGUAAUAAUCUGUAUCCAUCUCAAGCGUGUGAAAAGACAUUUGGACAAAAGGAUAUUUUGAAUGUCCAUACCGAUUCGGUGCAUAAUAAAAUAACUAGUGCAUGUGAAAUAUGCGGAAAUGUGUUCAAACGAAGAUAUGAUCUCAUUAGACAUAUCGAUGCGAUACAUCGUAAAAUCACCUACCCAUGUGAUAUUUGCGGAAAGACAUACUCAGACAAGAGUACUCUCAAAAAACAUAUCGAUUCGCUGCAUAAUGGUGUCACAUAUUCGUGUGAUAUUUGCGGGAAGACAUUCGCACUAAAGAACAGUCUCAAAAAACACUUCGAGUUGGUACAUAAUGGCAUUUCACAUGCAUGUGAAAUAUGCCAAAAGACAUUCUCAGACAAGAGCAAUCUCAAAAAACACAUCGAUUCGGUGCAUGAUGGUGUCAGACAUGAAUGCGAUAUUUGCGGAAAGACAUACUCAGACAAGAGUCAUCUCAAAAUCCACAUCGAUUCGGUGCAUUAUGUGGUCAGACAUGCGUGUGGUAUAUGCCAAAAGACAUUCACACAGAAGUGUCAUCUCAAAAUCCAUAUCGAUUCGGUGCAUAAUAAAAUAACUCAUGCAUGUGAAAUAUGCGGAAAUGUGUUCAAACGAAGAUCUGAUCUCAUUAGACAUAUCGAUGCGAUACAUCGUAAAAUCACCUACCCAUGUAAUAUUUGCGGAAAGACAUACUCAGACAAGAGUUAUCUUAAGAAACACAUCGAUGCGGUGCAUAAUAGUAUUUCUUACGCAUGUGACAAAUGCGAAAAGACUUUUACGCAGAAUUCUUCACUGACUAUUCACAUCAAUGCAAUACAUGGUAAAAUCACCUACCCAUGUAAUAUAUGUGGAAAGACAUUCAACCGAAAGAAUUCUCUAAAUGUCCAUAGCGAUUCGGUACACAAUAAAAAUACUCACGCAGGUGACAAAUGCGGGAAGACAUUUUCAGAUAAGAGUAAUAGGAGAAAACACAUCAAUGUGAUACAUCGUAAAAUUACCUAUCCAUGUGAUAUUUGUGGAAAGACAUUCACACAAAAGGGAAAUCUCAUAACCCAUACCAACUCGGAGCAUAAUAAAAAUACUUGUGACAAAUGCGGAAAAAAAUUCGUGCAAAAAAACAAACUUAUUGCUCAUAUCGACGCGGUACACAAUCAUGUCAAGCCUGACAAGUGCCGAUAACGACAAAAAUCUUUGUUACUCAAUUUAAAAUAUCUUAAAAUUUACAACAAUUUCGCUCUCAAUGAUGUUGCA